Perkinsus marinus ATCC 50983 is the source of this 606-nucleotide messenger RNA. Its product is annotated as t-complex protein 1, alpha subunit, putative. NCBI's taxonomy places the organism in Eukaryota, Perkinsozoa, Perkinsida, Perkinsidae. Gene Ontology annotation, cellular component: chaperonin-containing T-complex. The record is from RefSeq and is a predicted model, not a curated record. The transcript has 5 exons. Gene Ontology annotation, biological process: protein folding. Gene Ontology annotation, molecular function: ATP binding; ATP-dependent protein folding chaperone; ATP hydrolysis activity. The coding region runs from base 1 to 606 and encodes 201 amino acids.
AUGUCAUCUCCCUUGAGUGUUGAUGGAGCCCGUGUCCAUGGACAAGAGGUUCGGAACGCUAACGUCACAGCUGUUGUGGCCGUUGCCAAUAUUUUGAAGUCAUCUUUGGGUCCUCAAGGUUUGGAUAAGAUGUUAGUCGAUGACAUUGGUGAUGUCACUGUCACCAACGAUGGUGCUACUAUUAUGAGGAAGCUUGAAGUGCAGCAUCCCGCGGCUAAGGUCCUCCAACAGCUCUCAAACCUACAGGACCAAGAGGUCGGUGAUGGUACGACAUCUGUUGUACUUGUUGCUGCUGAACUUUUAAAGAAGGCUAAUGAGCUCAUCAAAGGAGGCAUUCAUGCUACCAACGUCAUACAGGGCUAUCGCGCUGCUAUGAAGGAAUGUGUUAAGUACGUACCACAUGCGUUGGGUGUUAAGACCAAGACACUCGAUGAGCAAGUCCUCGUGAAUAUCGCUAAGACUAGUCUCAGCUCAAAAUUCAUUGGUAAUAUUAUUACUCCUUCCAAGCGUACUGAUGCCGAGUUCGCUAAGUUGGUGGUUGAGGCCAUCAAGUCGGUGAGAGUAUCAGCUUUGAUGGCAAGGAUAAGUACCCAGUUGGUCAAGUGA